This is a messenger RNA of Bombus pascuorum, 1275 nucleotides long. RefSeq lists its product as uncharacterized. The transcript is spliced from 5 exons. The record is from RefSeq and is a predicted model, not a curated record. NCBI's taxonomy places the organism in Eukaryota, Metazoa, Arthropoda, Insecta, Hymenoptera, Apidae. The coding region runs from base 117 to 1004 and encodes 295 amino acids.
CUGCAAGGUAUAUAAAGAAUUGAAUCACGAAAACAACUGCAAAGUUUAUGCUAAGUUUGCUGCUAAGUUAAAUAUUAAAUAUUUUGUUAGUUUGAACUUACUUUUAAUUUAAUAUAAUGGAUAAAAAUGAGGGCUGGAAUAAGAUAUUGUAUGAAAUACUUCAAUGUUCUAUAUGUUUGGAAAUACCCAAGGGAAAGAUUUUACAGUGUACGAAUGGACACCACAUCUGUCACUUCUGCUUUAAAAAAGUGCUAAAGUGUCCAAUAUGCAGCGAAGAUUUUAUUACAACCAGAAACUUACUCGCAGAACAACUAAUUGAUAAUCUUGAACACAUAAAGGAAUCAGUAGAAAAUCAAUUAAAACAGGUGGAAAAGAAAUGUUUACAACGCAUUGUUGACUAUGAAAAGAAGAUGUUUCAGAAAGAACUUGAAAGUAUUUCCACACAAACAGAUGCAGUAAUUAAAUUUAAUACACAAACAAAUGGAAGAACACAUCACAAUUGUAGACAAAACAAUAAAAGCAAAUAUACAAUACAUGCCACUGCUUCAUAUCCUUGCUGUGUCAAGUCAUGCAUGCAUAAAUUACCUUAUGCAGUACUUAUAAAACAUUUAAGAAAAUGUCAUGAAAAUAUAUUUUAUGAGAUUUAUCAAGAUAAUAAAAGAUUUUCAAAGUCAUGUAUAAUAAAGAUAGAUACAUUGCCAAAAGAGUAUAAUGUUGCUCUUAAUAUAAGUAAUAUGGCGUUAUUCUUUUUUAAAAUAAUGAUUCGUAAUGAUGAGGAACUACAAGCAAAUAUACAGCUUGUGGAUGACCAUGUCUCACCAGAACAGUUUCAAUGUGAACUCAUGCUUAAAAACAAAAAUUUACACUUGCAGCGUUAUAUGACGGUAGUAUUAUGCCACUAUGAAAAACCAUAUCCUCUUUGCCUGACAGGGAGUGAGGUGUCUUGUCUGAUGAAGUGUAAAUCAUUUGAAUGUACAUUAAUAAUAGAGCGAAGGAAUUUGUAAAAAUGGUAGUAAAUUAUAACUGCCAAAUCAUUUUCAUUAAAGUUUAAUAUAUGUAUUUGAAAAUAAUCGAAAGUAACUUUUCUCUCUUAGUCAUUUCAACAAAAUUACUUUUUGUAUUUGUUACAUUGAAUUUCUUUCUCAUUUUUACAAUGUUAUACACGCUAUUUUAUACUACUCGUUCUAUUCAAUUUCAACCUAAAAAUUUACCAAUAUAUUGUUUCCCUUGCUGAUAAAAAGACAUAAAUAUAUUACAUGUUCUUCGUACAUUGUG